AUGUCAAGACCGAACAAGCCUGUGGAAAAGCUGGUUCACAAAAGAAGCUCAAUUUGGUGUGGCAGUCACAAGAGCAACAAGCAGGAAGCCGCAAACUGUACAAGUUUUGGCGGUGACACACUUCAACAUAAGGUGGUGGAUUGGGCUGCUUGCCUGGCCCGUCGUUCAGACAGUGCUGUGGAAGGUUUUCUUUGUGGCAUUGUGUUUAUUGUGUUCACGGUUCAGGGUUGGAGGUUUGGGUCCCUGGGCAAGGACAACUGGACAGAAAUGGAGAGUUUGCAGGUUUUGGGGGGCGGGGUUGGGGAUAUGUUUGUGACAGAAUGA
Molecule: messenger RNA, 324 nt
Organism: Ostreobium quekettii
Lineage: Eukaryota; Viridiplantae; Chlorophyta; Ulvophyceae; Bryopsidales; Ostreobiaceae
Source: the annotation of a GenBank genome assembly